CAUUCACUGUCCGAGUUACAGCAUCUUCGGGGUCGCUGUGUGCCAGCACAUCAACUCUUUUCAAUAAAAAUGGAUGGAAAAACAGAUGUGAAGUCUCUCAUGGCGAAGUUUAACACAGGAGGCAACCCGACAGAGGACGUCUCGGUCAACAGCCGACCCUUUAAAGUCCCGGGGCAAAAUUCACCUUCAGGAGUACAAGCCAAAAAGAACUUAUUCAACAACCAAGGAAAUGCCAGCCCUCCACCAGGACCCAGCAACCUACCAAAGUUUGGGUCUCCAAAGCCACCAUUGGGGGUGAAAACUUUUUCUGAGGAAAAGCCUGACAAGGAGCCCAAGCCCCCAUUUUUAAAGCCCACAGGAGUGGGCCAAAGAUUUGGAUCACCGGCAGCCUCGGCCACCAGAGACCCUGAGGUGAAAGCGGGAUUUCUGAAACCUGCAGGCCCCAAGCCAACCAACUUGCCCAAGGAAGAUUUGAAACCCGUGUUUCCCCGGCCUCCUGGGAACAAGCCUUCGUUUCACAGUAUAAACCAGGACCACGACAUAAAGCCCCCAGGCCUGAAGCCUGGGUUUAAUCCUCCAGCCCAGGAAAAUGAACAGAAGCAAGUCUUCCCAAAGUUGUCUGGGAUUCAAGGCAAGUUUGUGUCAGCUUCACAAGAUCAUGACCCCAAGCCCCACUUUCCCAAACCUGUCUUUGGCCAGAAGUCAUCCCUGAGUGUCGAUGGCCCCCAUGAAGUCGAGAAUCCCACCAAGAAUGCAUCUCCACAGAGGGGAGUCAAGCCCAAAAUUGCCCCUUUAAAACCACCAAGGGAAGAUUCAAACAAUAAAGAUCAUGGAGGCGAGACGUCGAGUUCGCCUUUUCCUGGAGUGGUUCUGAAACCUGCUGCAAGCAGAGGGGUCCCAGCUCUGUCCAAAAAUGCAGAAGAGAGAAAGGAGGACAGAAAGAUAGAUGCUGCUAAGAAUGUAUUCCUGAGCAAAAUAAAUCAGGAAGAGUCCACCUCUGGGGCUCCUCCUGCCAAGUUCCCUAAGACACCUUCUAAGGUGACAAUGACAGGGCCUUGGGGCCAAAGUCAAGAAAAGGAAAAAGAAGACAAGAAUUCAGCUGUCCCUAAGCAGAAGCCCCUGCCUCCCUUGUUUGUCUUGGGGCCACCACCACCAAAACCCAACAGACCGCCAAAUGUUGACCUGACGAAAUUCCAAAAAGCUACUUCUGGAAACAGUAUCAGCAAGGGGCAAGUACCUUACUCAGCAACUGCUUUACCACCACCGCCACCACCUCAUCCAGCCAGCCAACCGCCACUGCCAGCAUCUCACCCAACACAACUACCAGUUCCAAGCCUACCUCCCAGGAACAUUAAACCUCCCAUAGAUCUAAAAAGCCCUAUGAAUGAAGAAAAUCAAGAUGGUGUCAUGUACUUGGAUGGUUCUGGAAAUCCAGAGGAGGAAGAAAGUGAAGGAGAAACAUAUGAAGACAUGUAUGAGUUGCAUUUUUUUCUAACAGGCCCGAUUCAAGUCAUCCAUCAAGCAAAAGCUUGCUGCGAUGUCAAAGGAGGAAAGAAUGAACUGAGCUUCAAGCAAGGAGAGCAAAUUGAAAUAAUCCGCAUCACAGACAACCCUGAGGGCAAAUGGUUAGGCAGGACAGCCAGGGGGUCAUAUGGCUAUAUUAAGACAACUGCUGUACAGAUUGACUAUGAUUCCUUGAAACGGAAGAAAACCUCUCUGGGUCCUCUUCCAUCGAGACAUAUUGAAGAUGACCAAGAAGUGUAUGAUGACGUUGCAGAGCAGGAUGAAGCUAGCAGCCACAGUCAGAGUGGAAGUGGAGGGAUGUUCCCACCUCCCCCAGAUGAUGAUAUUUAUGAUGGAAUCGACGAGGAAGAUGCUGAUGAUGGCUCCACGCCACAGGAUGAAGACAAGAACAAUUCGUGGUCCUGGGGGAUUUUGAAGAUGUUAAAGGGAAAAGAUGACAGAAAGAAAAGUAUACGAGAGAAAUCUAAAGUCUCUGAGUCAGACAAUAAUGAAGGUUCAUAUUUCCCUUCUCCUCCUAAAGAAUUGGACAUGGGAGAGGAGGUGUAUGAUGACGUGGAAGCCUCUGAUUUCCCUGCUCCCCCAGCAGAGCUGAGCCAAGGAUCCAAGGCCAAGACAGAAGAAAAAGACCUUAAGAAGCUAAAAAAACAGGAAAAAGAAGAAAAAGACUUUAGGAAAAAAUUUAAAUAUGAUGGUGAAAUUAGAGUUCUAUAUUCAACCACAGUAACACCCUCCUUAACUUCUAAAAAGUGGGGGAACAGAGAUCUACAGGUAAAGCCUGGUGAAUCUCUUGAAGUUAUACAAAACACAGAUGAUAUAAAAGUUCUCUGCAGGAACGAAGAAGGAAAAUAUGGUUACGUCCUUCGGAGUUACUUGGUGGACAAUGAUGGAGAGAUCUACGAUGACAUUGCUGAUGGUUGCAUCUAUGACAAUGACUAGCUUUCAGCUUUGAUCAUUCUGCAGUGUUCAUUUGAUGCCAAUAUGAAGUCUGGGUUUUAAUUGGGUAUCAUAGCAAGUGAAUGUACAAAACUACUUAGUAUCAUUUGUUAUAAAGUUCAGGUUAUCUUUAUAAAGUUUUGAAAUUUCGGACAUAGAAAAUGAUAUCUUUGCUUAAUCAACAUCUUGGAAGACUGCAUCAAUGAGAUAUAAUAUCUUAUAAUAAAAAUAGUAAGAACUAUUUUCUGCCUCAGCUACAAUUACGAAGGCACUUCUUUCAUAUCAUCAAAAGACAGCCCUUCUUUUAAAAAGCAAAUCAUUUGAGAAGAAAUGACUGUGUUGUCUAAAGAAAUAUGGGAAGAACAAUAAGGAAAUAUAAAAAAAGGAAAUUUUAAAACAUCCCACAAGAAGAAAACUAUUGUUUGCUCCUCUAAUUGCAAUUAUAUCUUAUAUUCUCUAUUCAAAUUAUCUGUCUUUAAAAAAGCAGAACUGUCUUCUCUGUUGCUGGCGGGUUAAAUGUUUUUGAAAAUUACAGUAGUAACAGAACUUUUGUAUAAAGUUUGUCCCUAUUUGUUAAUUGUGAAUAUGUGUUAAUUAUUUGAUAAGGAUGUAUGCAUUUUGGUAUGCACACAUGAGAUUAAAACUAUAGAAGAGUCUAAAAUGUUUUCUUUUUGCAGAUUCAUAUGCUAACAGUAUAAUUCUGUAUUCUGUUUAAAGUACUAUUGUAACUAGAGUAUAAAUGAAUGCGGGCUCCCUAAAAUUAUUCAAAAUGGACUUUGAAAUUAGCCUUUUAUGGCACUUCUUCAUUAUGAAGACUUUUAAAAAGAUUUUUAUUUCUAUUUUUGUUUUUCAAUUACCUCAAUGGAGCUUUUUUUAAAAAAACUACUUUACUGGAAAGUUGGCCAGCAGAGGGAGUACAAAUUAAUAAACCCCGGUGUUUGUAUUAGGGUGUUUCUAGUCAUACAUACUCUUUCCCAAAGCAACCUAACAACAAAAUGUGAAGCAUUUGGGUCUAAAAUGCUAAGAACACUAAACACCAUGAUA
This is a messenger RNA of Hipposideros armiger (great roundleaf bat), 3501 nucleotides long. RefSeq names its product FYN binding protein 1 (gene FYB1). Gene Ontology annotation, cellular component: plasma membrane. Gene Ontology annotation, molecular function: lipid binding; protein binding. Gene Ontology annotation, biological process: T cell receptor signaling pathway; integrin-mediated signaling pathway; protein localization to plasma membrane. The coding region runs from base 70 to 2460 and encodes 796 amino acids. Lineage: Eukaryota; Metazoa; Chordata; Mammalia; Chiroptera; Hipposideridae. The transcript has 18 exons. The record is from RefSeq and is a predicted model, not a curated record.